UACCCACAAUGCCGAAGUCUAAAGGUCGGAGGUAAACUGUCAUGUCUGCUGAACUGUCAACUAAGUCGUGCUAAGAAGUCUAAGUUCAUUUAAAUUCAUUACUCUGAAUUACCAUUAAAUCUAAACGUGCUUCAUACUCUGGUACAGAGGUCUGCUUUCAUAUCCCAGCCUGCUAUUAUAGUUUCAUGAGCGGAGCUUGCGAGAGGUCCAAGAAUCCUGUCUUGGAUUGUUGUGGAGGACUCAAUAACGUGGAUUACUCCAAGGUGGACAUGUCCGUCCUGUUCAACGUCUUCCAGCUGGUGAAUCUGCUUGAACCGAGGUUCUGUGUGGCUGUGAUCGCCAUCAUCUUCAACCCAUUCUUCUGGAAUGUGGUGGGUCGAUGGGAGCACAGGACACGAGGGCUGACUCGGAUGUUUGGGAGCCCCUAUGUGGCUUGCUACUGCUUAGCCAUAGCUAUUCUUCUUCUCAACGUCUACCGCAGUCACAGCAUCACCGUGGCGAUAAAAGGCCAGCCCAGGUGUUCGUUGAUGGACAGGUGGGAGGUGUUCCAGGUGGGUGUGGCCGCCAUGGCUGCCGGCUCUCUGUUCGUGGUCAGCAGCUUCAUAGCACUGGGAUUUACCGGAACAUUCCUGGGCGAUCACUUCGGGAUCCUGAUGGAGAAGAAGGUCACCGGCUUCCCCUUUAACAUCAUGGAGAACCCCAUGUACUGGGGCAGCACCCUCAACUACCUCGGCCUGGCUCUCAUGAAUGCCAGUCCAGUUGGUGUUGUGUUGACGGGAGUGGUUGCUGUGUCUUACAAGGUUGCCAUCGCAUAUGAGGGAGCUUUUACGGAGGAGAUCUAUCGGCAGAGAGCACUGUGCUGCAAACACAAAUGAAGCGUGAAGACCACUCUGGGACGGACCUGCCCUCACCUGACACAGAACUGGCCGGACCAACACCAGAAGAGAACCGGAUCUGGGCCAGAAUCACCCCAGCUGCUAUUGGGGACGUGAGCGUGCGUGCGUGUGUGUGUGUGUGUGUGUGUGUGUGUGUGUGUGUGUGUGUGUGUGUGUGUGCGUGUGCGUGUGCGUGUGUGAGAGAGAGAGAGAGAGAGAGAGUUCAUUCAGUCCUCCAACAUCCCACAUCCGGAGUCCCCCGCCCACACCUUCCGUUCCGGAACCUUGAACGGAAGACUCAGGACAACCAGGAGACCAAGAGCCAUUACCUGCCCUUCUGGAUCUUUCCGUGGUCAAAUCCGAUAGCAACGCAUCAGGUUUUCCAGUUUUUACACAAAGUCCUCUUAUGCGAAUGUGUCACUGUGGAUUUAACCUUUCUGAAACAGUCACAUAGCAAUCCCAAGACCCUGAUCACCAUUUUUCUGCACACAAGAACAUUCUCCAGCAGGGGCACCUCACACUUAAAGCUUUACCAAUCUUCAGUUGUCAACAAAGCAUUUGUCAAUUAAGCAUGGAGUCAGAAUGAGUGUGUGUGUGUGUGUGAGAGAGAGAGUGUGAGUGUGAGUGUGAGUUUGUGUGUGUGUGUGUGUGAUUGUGUGUGAUUGUGUGUGUGUUAGUGAAUGUCUGUGUUAAGUUUUUCCCAUAGCAUAUGAAUAGUCCCCUAUCCUGGUCCAGCUGCACACAACCAUGGCAGAGACUUGACCAAACAGGACUUCCUCAGAACAUCUCUCUUCAGUCACCCUCUGUCAAAUAUUCAGACCACUUAUUUUUAAUGCAGGUUAACCUGCUGAUCAUGUGUCUGUCAGAACAUCUGGACAAUCUCGUUCCUAUCUUUGUGGAUGGGGAAACUCCUCUGUGAGAUGAAUACUGAAUACUGAGAUGUUGCUCGAUCCAAAAAGACCACAGUGUGUGCUUCCUGUUUUUAAUGAACAUAGUUGAAUCUUUAUAAAUCUUUUAAAUACUACAUAAGAAUUAUAAUAGCCAUUACAUCUGAUAUCCAGAGCAUGUGUUGACAAAUGCAUUGAUUCUGUCUUCACGGUAUUGGAAUAUGCAUUGAUUCUGUCUUCACUGUAUUGAAAUAUGCAUUGAUUCUGUCUUCACUGUAUUAAAAUAUGCAUUAAUUCUG
Clupea harengus (Atlantic herring) is the source of this 2061-nucleotide messenger RNA. It is a transcript of the gene pemt, whose product is annotated as phosphatidylethanolamine N-methyltransferase. The record is from RefSeq and is a predicted model, not a curated record. NCBI's taxonomy places the organism in Eukaryota, Metazoa, Chordata, Actinopteri, Clupeiformes, Clupeidae. Gene Ontology annotation, molecular function: phosphatidylethanolamine N-methyltransferase activity. Gene Ontology annotation, biological process: phosphatidylcholine biosynthetic process.